AUGGUGAACAACAGACUGCAAUACCGCCGCCGGAACCCGUACAACACGCGGUCCAACAAGGUGCGCAUCAUCAAGACCCCCGGUGGCGAGCUCCGGUACCUUCACCUCAAGAAGAAGGGUACUGCUCCCAAGUGCGGUGACUGUGGCAUCAAGCUCCCCGGUGUCCCCGCUCUCCGCCCCCGCGAGUACGCCCAGAUCUCCCGCCCCAAGAAGAACGUCAGCCGUGCCUACGGUGGCUCUCGUUGCGCUGGUUGCGUCAAGGACCGCAUUGUCCGUGCCUUCCUGAUUGAGGAGCAGAAGAUCGUCAAGAAGGUCCUCAAGGAGUCCCAGGAGAAGGCCGCCAAGCGCUAA
This is a messenger RNA of Penicillium odoratum, 351 nucleotides long. RefSeq names its product 60S ribosomal protein eL34. Bases 1 to 351 code for a protein of 116 amino acids. The transcript has 4 exons. Gene Ontology annotation, molecular function: structural constituent of ribosome. Gene Ontology annotation, biological process: translation. The record is from RefSeq and is a predicted model, not a curated record. Gene Ontology annotation, cellular component: ribosome. Lineage: Eukaryota; Fungi; Ascomycota; Eurotiomycetes; Eurotiales; Aspergillaceae.